Molecule: messenger RNA, 2231 nt
Organism: Fopius arisanus
Lineage: Eukaryota; Metazoa; Arthropoda; Insecta; Hymenoptera; Braconidae
Gene: Skp2
Product: S-phase kinase-associated protein 2
Exons: 4
Coding region: 259-1794 (511 amino acids)
Cellular component (GO): cytoplasm
Molecular function (GO): protein binding
Source: RefSeq, a predicted model, not a curated record
CCCCAAACCAAUGCAUUUUCACCCUCCGAAAAAUCUCACUUCCGCCUCCUCUCUCAGUUUGACACCAACCUCUCACACGUUUACUCCACUAUUUUCCACAACAUUUUCAUAAUUUCCCCCAUUCAACGGAAAAACCACUGGGAUCAAUAUGACAGAGGCGUACUGGUAUCGUAGGCAUUGUUUCGGGCACGAGUCACGCUGAAUUCAAUUUGUGAAGGGCUGUCGUGAUUUCUGGAUUGAAAUUGCAGUUUUAACGAAAUGACUGAAAAUUCUGGAGUAUUUCCUUGGUGGAAAAGAAAGCACAUGCGAUUGGAUGACGGCUGCAACAACAAUCUGAACAGCUCGAUGAGCAAUGAAACAAAGAAUGAAGCCAAAUGGAAGUGUCCUGGGGACACGAGCAUCGUGGAACCCGAGGUGAUGGUGGACCUUGGGGUAAGCAUGCUCGACGACGAAACCAGUUGUGAGAGUCUGAAGAGAUCACAGUCCCAGGGUUGCUCGGUAUCACCAAGUAGUCUAGUAUCCAGCAGACACGCAGCUAUGGAUGAGAAAGAGAAUCUGUAUCGUGGCACUAAAUAUGAAAAAGGAAAGCUCGAGAGGCUGGAGCAAGAUUCACACGUACUCAUGGAUGAUUCAACGAGAAUUUCAAACUCCCUAGACAACGAAUCGGGUUAUGCAUCGAGGAUCAAGGGUGAAUCCUGUGAUGAGAAGCAAUUGGAACAAUUCAACACAAGUAGCUCAAACUUAGAUUUCAAUGGGCUCGAUCAGUUUUACCUCUUCAGAAGAAAAAAGAGGGCCUCCAUUAUGGGAGAGGAUAAGUUCUCGAAGCUGUCUGAUGAGAUGAUACUGAUGAUUCUCAAAUGGCUGCCGAAAAAGUGUUUAGUACGUUCGAUGUUAGUAUGCAAACGAUGGUGUCAAAUAGCUAGGGAUGAGGCCCUUUGGACUCGUCUGGAUCUUGGGGGUAAAGUUCUGGGUCAAGGAACAUUGGGACACAUUUUACCACGUGGUGUGCAAAUACUGAGGUUGGCACAGGCUGAGCUAGCUGAUCCAGCAUUUUCCCCAGGGUCCGAAGUCCUCAGUGAUACUUAUACGAGUAAACUACAGUAUUUAGAUCUUUCAAUGGCAGUUAUAUCUACCGAUGGAUUGGCUAAUCUUCUGAGCAAGUGCCGGCUGCUGAAGAAAUUGUCUUUGGAGAAGUGUACGUUGAAUGAGAGAAUCUGUCGGGCUAUCAGCCAGAAUAAAGACAUCACGGUACUUAAUUUAACUAUGUGCGAGGGAAUUGAUUUCCAGUGCAUCAGGCAUAUCGUUAGUUUGAACAAUCUGAAUUCCGUGAACAUGUCCUGGUGCUCGUUGAGUGCUAAAUCAAUAACUCUUCUCUGUCAAUCCCUCCCGGGUAGCAUAACUAGACUGAAUAUCUCAGGAUGCAGGAAAUCAAUGACUGAUGACGACGUCAAGGACAUUGUCGCCAACUGCCCUGACCUCGUCGAGCUGGAUCUCAGUGACUGCACACUUCUAACAAUAAAUGCAAUCAACAGUUUUCUGAAUCUCCAUCAGCUUGAGCACUUGUCCUUGAGUCGAUGCUACGGUAUUCCCCUGUCGUCAUCUUAUGCCAAACUCACUCAGAUGGCGUCUCUCCGGUAUCUCGAUAUUUUCGGAUUGAUGACAGAUGCAGGACUCAGGUCGUUCCAGGCUAAUUGCAAUAGUACAGAGAUUAAUAAAUUCCUGUUCAGCUCUGUUGCAAGACCCACUGUUGGUGUGCGAAGAACUAGUAUAUGGGCACUUCGUGUUAGGGACUAAAUUCUCAAUCUUUUUUAUGAAAAAUAAUUCUCAAAAGUAUCUCAUUGUUUAGACGGGAAGCUGCUGAUUAAAUGGAAAGUGCGAGUACGUUUAUCAUUUUAAUUUCAUAAUUAGGGAAGAAUGGGACUGAAUGAAACACAUUUUCCAACGUUUCAGUGAGCUUUUGAAAGCAAAGGAUAUUAAUGUUCCAUUUUUCUCCACCCUUUCCUAAUUGAAAGUUGAUGAGUUGUGAGUAAUUACCCCAACAUUUAAGGUCCGGCUGAAGUUUUUUUUUUGUUAACUCGAAUAGUUCAAUGUUCAGCGAAAAAUAUCUAAAUAAUGGUCGGAAGAAUAUCCAGCCGGAAAUCAGAUUUCAUUUCCAAAAUUUUCAUACGACAAAUUGUACGUAAAAUUUGCUGCGAGUCAUAAUAUAAAUAAAUAAAUGCCAGCAAUGUGUU